CGUCUUUUCAUUCAUUUCGCUCUUGGUCGACCACCAUCGUCCCCGGGAUUUGCUUGACAUGGACGUCUCGUCCGUCGAACUGCGCUCGAACAUAGUGGAGUGGGAGGAGGGUGAUGUUCACGCGUGGCUCAUGACGUUAGGACUGCCGCAGUAUGAGAACCAAAUUCGCCUGCACCGCGUCUCUGGAGAAGUACUAUGCCUUAUGGAUGCCGAGAGUCUUAAAGAGAUUGGCAUAGAGACCAUAGGGCAGCGCCUGGCAAUCUUGAAGGCCGUGUACCAGCUCAAACUCGCACAACAGAUACCAAUAGAUGCGGACCAUUACGUGCCUCCUUCCGAAGUGGAGGAGCGCCAAGAACACUUCAACCUUGACAGGAUGUACGACCUGCUUAGGGACCAGGGCGACAGACUUCGCGGCUUGGAAGAGGAGAAUAGGAGAUUGGGUGAUACUUUACAUGCGUGCCUUGAAGACAUCAACGGCCUUCGCUCAUCACAGCCUUCUCGGACAGUGCAUUCUGAAGUAGAGAGUCCAGUGAAUAGGGCACCGUCAUUCAAGUGGGCGUCCUUCGUUAAAUCCGGGCGAUCACCCACAAAAGCUUCGGCGCAAGAGACCAUCAUCGAGACACCACAGUCGUCUCCUCAGCGGGCUGAGCACGACACCAGCACGAAUAGUUCACGCAUAACACCCCUGCCUACCAAUCUAGACAAGCAGCGGUCGCACGCACUGCAUGCUCCGAACCCACCGUCAAACUCAAAUGGGAACGCAAGUGCAAGCUCAAGCACACAGACUCUCGCCCAGCCUCAGCACCCGCGGCCUUCCAGGCAGGAGAGCUCGGACAACCUGAAGAGCUUCAAAGUUAGCCUCGACGACCCUGCCUGGAAGGUUUUACCCGCAGCCCUGAAGAAGUACAAGAUCAAUAACGAUGACUGGCAAAACUAUGCGAUGUUCAUCUGUUACGGUUCUACAGGUAACCGCAUUGAAAGAUGUUUGAGCUAUGAUGAGAAACCGCUUUUGCUGUUUCAAAAGCUGAAAGAUGCGAAGAAGAACCCUGUCUUCAUGCUAAAGCACAUCAAGGACAUCAGAUCGCCAAUUGCUGUCGCUCAGCAGAAGCAAGCUGCACGCAAAGCGACAUCAGAGACAUCCUCGGUGAAGUCGCCGCCGCUCACGGGCACUUCAACAUCGUCUCAAGGGCUCGGCCCACAGUCGCACGACCGAGCGCACCCACCAAAGUUGCAGGUCAACAGCCAUAUAGGAAGCGCAGCACCGCAGAUCAUGACCAGUGGUCCGCACGCACAAUCAGGAUGGCCGGAGAUCAUGUCGCCGGCGGUAGAGAACAAAGACCGGGCAGAAGACUUUGCGUCUGGGAGCACGGAGGGCUCACGUUCACAGUCUACCUUCUCUGCAACAACCGGCACGGCAUCGACAGACGGUACGGAGUCAACUGCGGCCACCAGCACGCGAGAAAUUCCGCCAUCGACCGGCGUCUCGUACGCAGUGGCGAUCUACCCAUAUAUGGCGGAACAGGAAGACGAGUUUGACGUUGUCGUUGGCGACACUUUCAUCAUCCUAUCUCGUGCUCGUGGUUGGUGGGUCGUACAGCGGGAUCCGGAGGGCUCGGGGAAAGUGGAACCCGAUACGUCCAAACAAGGAUGGGUGCCUGCAGGAUGCCUUCUGGAGACCAGUGUCCCGGUCGCCGCCGCUAUUGAGCAGGCUACAGCUAAGGGCGCCGUGGCCACACCGACGCCUGAGGCGGGAUCCACACCUAUCCUGCCGUUGAGUAUCUUGUCCACGAGCUUCCCUGGUAUCGCCUUGAUGGAGUAUACCAAGAAAGGCGAGGAGGAACUCACUCUACAGAAGGAUGACGCUCUGCGAGUGUUUAAGCGAUAUAAUCAUUGGUCAUAUGCCGUCAAGGAGGAAACUGGCGAUCGUGGCUGGGUGCCUUCUUGGUAUAUUGGCAAGGUCCCGACGGCCGUUGGCGCACCUGCAACCCCGAGCUCCAGUGGUGCACACCACUUCAACUCCGCCACUCUGUCCCUCGACGGUGACAUGUCAGUCAGCAGCCAGCAGACGCAGGUAUCGCCAAUGUCUUCUGCCUUUCCGCCGCUUCAGUCGUCACAACAUCGUGCGGGAUACGUAAUCUAGGUCCUCACCUCGAUUCAAUCCUACUCCUCAAUGUCUGGGACAUUAACUUAUUCUUCCAUGUUUCCCUACGCCGAUUCUCUGCUUGUAGUCUACCUUAUACCUCAUCCAUUAUAUGCAUCGCAUUCUAUCCUCCAUUUGUUCGGCUUGGCUUACCCCCCUUCGAUGUUUACUCUCAUCGCUGAUGCCGAUGACGAUCCUGCCACUCAUUUCUGCCUCUUUUUCUGAAUUUCCUUUGCUGCUGUCUGGAAUUUCUGCAUCUUACAUACUUGUGAAAUAUCACAUCAUCACUGAGGACGCCUCUUCGUUCGUCUCGCUUCCUUCGUUUUGGUGUGCGCCACCAGCUCUCCUGUACUACUAUACUUAGUUGAUCGUAACUCGCUAUAUGCGCAACUACACGCCUUCAUAUGAUCAGUGUCAU
Messenger RNA from Phanerochaete carnosa HHB-10118-sp, 2558 nucleotides. RefSeq lists its product as uncharacterized. Lineage: Eukaryota; Fungi; Basidiomycota; Agaricomycetes; Polyporales; Phanerochaetaceae. The record is from RefSeq and is a predicted model, not a curated record. The transcript has 8 exons. Bases 59 to 2140 code for a protein of 693 amino acids. Gene Ontology annotation, biological process: signal transduction. Gene Ontology annotation, molecular function: protein binding.